UUUUUUUUGGGAAAGAAAAAAGUUAAAAUAAGAAAAUAAUGAAAAAUGUUAUCACUAAAGAAUAGUGACUUUAAAUUCAUACUUUUUCUUGUGAAAUCCAAAUAACAUUAUCUAGUGCAAUCAUGUGGCACGAAGCAAGACGCCAAGAACGAAAAAUCCGCGGAAUGUUGGUGGAUUAUCGGAAAAGGGCUGAAAGGCGGCGAGAUUUUUACGAAAGAAUUAAAGCUGACCCAACGCAGUUUUUACAAAUCCAUGGAAGACAAUGCAAAAUUCACUUAGAUCCAGUUAUUGCUGCUGCAGCCGAUAGUGCUGUAAUGAUGCCUUGGCAAGGAAACGAAAACAACCUAAUAGACCGUUUUGAUGUGAGAGCUCAUUUAGAUUAUAUUCCUCCAGUAAAAAAGGAUGAAGACUCUGAAACCACUCAAGAAGAAAGAUACUUAAAUUAUGAAAGAUACAGAAUCAUUGCUCAAAAUGCCUAUUUAAGUAUUUCAGAAGAAAAAUUUCUAAAGCAAUUACAUUUGGAAGAACAAUUUGGAUACACUGAGACUAAAACUAAAAAAGAAUCCAAAGGAACUGGAGCUGCUAUUGGAUUCAAUUAUGAAGAUGGCACUGCCAUUGGUGCUCCACUACCAGCGCCAGAUUCUCCAGAGGAUAACUAUGAAGAUGGCAAUUCAGACAGUGAUUUAGAUGUAGACUUGGCUAUAAAUGUAUCCAAAAUUGACCCGACUCAAGCUCAUGAAAUGAAUAAACAUGGUCAACAUUUUGGAAUGGCUGGAAAUGAUUUUUAUUCCUUUUUAACAAACGAUUUAGAGGAAGCUGAAAGUUUUAAACUUGCUAAGGAGGAAGAGCACGAGAAAGCUUUGUAUUCUGGAAGAAAAUCUAGGAGAGAACGACGAGCUCACAGAGAGAAAAGGUUAGCCAACCGCAAAAUCAGCCCACCAAGUUAUGCAGCUAAGGAAUCUCCAAGUAAUCCAUCUCUUAGGGAUGAAAGCAAAUCACCUUCUAGGUCACCAUCACCUUCUCCUGAUGCUGGAAAAAUCACCUAUAUUACAUCAUUUGGAGACGACGAAGAAACGCCUUCUAGCAGCAAACCAACAUAUGCAGAUAAAGUAAAAUAUGGCAAACCCAAGAAAACUGUUCACAACAAUUUAGUCCACUUCGACAAACCGAGCCGUUCUAUCAGCGUCGACAGGAAAUCGUCUACUGGCCGAAAACGAUCCAGAAGCAGUUCGAGAUCGAGAACAUCGAAAACAAGAAGUCACAAAAAUACACAGAGUCGAUCCCGUUCACCGCACAGCAAAAGGCGUAGGUCAAAAUCUAGAAGCAGAUCCAGUUAUAGAAGUCGUUCCAGGUCCUACAGGAUAGAAAAAAACAGCAGAAGUAGAUCCAGGUCCAAUAGAAUAGAAAAAAGCAGCAGAAGUAGAUCCUUGUCUGUUAAAGCUCGGAAAGGCAGGAGUAGAAGUAGAUCUAAAAGAACAAGGUCAAGUAGGAGUAGAUCCAGAUCCAGAAAAAGUAGGAGCAGGAGUAGACAAAGACCACUUCGUCGAUCAGUUUCAUCUUCAUCACUCUCGACCAGCAGUAGCAGCAGCAUUAGUAGUAGUUCAGGAAAAUCAAGAUCUAAAUCUCCAAUGGGAAAAAGUAAGAGCAGAAGUCCAGUAGCGCCUGCACCACCAAUAAUCCGAUACUAUGGAAGAAAAAAGAGCGAUAUGAGCUCUUCAGAGUCUGACACUUCUGAGGAUGAUGGAGAUUAUGGAACUAAAUCGGAACAUGCGGGCAGUAGCGAUUCAAACCAUAGAUAUGGUAAUAAUUCAGGCACCGGCACCAAAGUCAGUAAGAACCACAAGAAUUACACCAUUUAUAACUCUGCUUUUAAUGUUUCAGGAUUGUGAUUUAAAGAAUUGUUAAAAUUUAGUUGCUGAAUAUUUCAAUAGCAUUUUUUUUUUGUUUUUCAAUUUUUAGAAACCUUCUUCCAGUUUGACAGUUAUUGAACGCCUUAGGCUCAAGAGACAGGCUUUAAUUAACAGACAAUUUAAAAAAGACAAAAUUGCCGAAGUUCAAAAAAUAAUGCGAGAAAAACAAGCUCAACAAACUAGAGAAGAUGAACUUCGGGAAAUGGCUAUUAAAUUACGGAGAAGGCAAAGAGAACUACGUCACGCCAAUGACAGAUCUUCCAGCUCGGACUCGGAAAAAAGCGACCUAUCCAAAAAGAAAGAAGCCAGCGUUUCUCCUCCGAGAAAUCGCGACAGGGGUGAAUAUAGUAGAAGUGACAAGGAUAGAGAUAGAGAAAAAGAUAAUAAAGAUGAUAGAGAAAAAAGAAGAAGCUCCAGCAGGGAUAAAAAUAGGCGCGAACGUAGCAGUAGACAUAACAGAUCUAGAUCUAGAGAUAGAAGUAGACGGUCUAGAUCCAGGUCAAGCAGAAGGUAUGACAGGGAUAGAAGGAGAAGUAGGACACCAGAGACUAGAGAGUCUUCUACUAGGAAACUAGUUGAUUAUUAAUAAUAAUAGUGUCUUAUUAUUACCUUCUAAGCAAUUAUUAUGACCUAUUACGAAGCAAUUACUAGGUCUGUUUCUGCAGAAAUCAAAAACCAUAGUGAAUUUUAUUGGUUGAAACUAGUUUUCUGACUGUUUUCAACCAAUGAAAUUCGCUCUGACUGGUUUAUAGUUUCUGUGGAAACAGACAUAUCAACUUUCCUAUUUGAAUAAUAACAAUUUAGUUUGAGUUUUACAACUCAUGAGUUUGGGGUUUAGAAUAAUGCAUAUUAUUUUUGGGUUGAUUAUAUCAUGAGUAUUUUUAUUUUAGUUUGAUAGAUUGAUUUAUAGGGUAAAAUAUUAUGUAUGUAUUUAUUGCAAUAAAUAUUUCGGGG
Molecule: messenger RNA, 2864 nt
Organism: Ceutorhynchus assimilis (cabbage seed weevil)
Lineage: Eukaryota; Metazoa; Arthropoda; Insecta; Coleoptera; Curculionidae
Source: the annotation of a GenBank genome assembly